Molecule: messenger RNA, 6256 nt
Organism: Cheilinus undulatus (humphead wrasse)
Lineage: Eukaryota; Metazoa; Chordata; Actinopteri; Labriformes; Labridae
Gene: ndrg2
Product: NDRG family member 2
Exons: 16
Coding region: 386-1489 (367 amino acids)
Biological process (GO): signal transduction
Cellular component (GO): cytoplasm
Source: RefSeq, a predicted model, not a curated record
CACUCGUGUUUUCAACGGAUUUACACGCUAAUAAGUUUCUACCACCCCUAAAAACUCCACCGCUACAGCUCGCCUUUUGAUUGACCGCUCCAUAUUUUUUUCUUCUGUGCUGAAUUUUCCUCCUGCUGGAGAAAGGAGAAAAAAACAACAGAGACUGGGGGAAAACUGAGAGGAAGAAGAAGGCACAGCGGAAAAAUAAAGGAGCUGGAGGAAAAGUGAAAUAACGGGAGAAUAGCGGGAAGAUUGGAGGAGCAGAUCUGGAAAGAGAGAAAGAAGACAUCGCGCAAGUGGAGAACGAGACUUGCAAUAUAUUUUUAGAAGUCCUUGCUUGGGUGUGAAGAUUUUUAAUUGUUUCUAGUCUGAGAGAAAAAAAGGAGGCGACACCAUGACGACAGAAAUGCAGGAGAUCGCCAUCACGGAGGAGAAGCCUUUACUCACGGGUCAGGCCGAAGCAAAGGAUGCUGAGCUGGCUGCCAGGAUACUACUGGACCAAGGACAGGAGCACAGUAUCGAGACCCCUCAUGGUGUUCUGCAUGUGACCCUCCAUGGCACACGGACUACCCGCAGGCCUGCCAUCCUCACCUUCCACGACGUGGGCCUGGACAGUAAGAGCUGCUUCUCCCCUCUGUUUAAGUUUGAGGAGAUGCAGGAGAUCGUCAAGAACUUCACCCUGAUCCAUAUCGAUGCCCCGGGGCAGGAGGAGGGGGCUGCAGCCUACCCCGUAGGUUACCAGUAUCCCACCAUGGAAACCAUAGCAGAGAUGAUUCCUGCUGUCCUGCAGUUUUUCAACUUCCGUACUGUAAUCGGAGUGGGUGUGGGAGCUGGAGCGUACAUCCUCUCCAAGUUUGCACUUGCAAACCCAGACUCAGUGGAGGGUCUGGUUCUGAUCAACAUUGACACUAACGCCCGGGGAUGGAUAGACUGGGCAGCUCAGAAGCUCAGCUCUGUGACUUCCUCCCUCACCGAGCAGAUCCUCUCACACCUUUUCAGUCAGGAGGAGCUGUCAACAAACACAGACCUAGUGCAGUCUCACAGAGAGCGCAUCUCCAAAGCUUCAAAUCUGAUCAACAUAGAGCUCCUCUGGAAGACUUACAACAGUCGCAGAGACUUAAACAUUGAUCGCAACAGCACCUUCAAGUGUCCAGUGAUGUUGGUAGUGGGUGAUCAAGCUCCAUAUGAGGAUGCUGCUGUGGAGUGCAACAGCAAAAUGGACCCAACAACAACCUCAUUCCUAAAGAUGGCUGAUGCUGGUGGUCUCCCUCAGCUGACCCAGCCUGCAAAACUGACCGAGGCUUUCAAGUAUUUCAUCCAGGGAAUGGGCUACAUGGCUUCCUCUUGCAUGACCCGCCUGUCCCGCUCUCGCACCACCUCCCUGUCCUCCUCCUACUCCAUGGAUGGGUCCCGCUCUCGCUCCCGCACCCUGUCCCAGGGCUCGCAGGGUGGCCAGAUGCCACCCAGCCCCUCCCAAACAAUGGAGGUGUCUUGCUGAAGCAAAAAAUAAAACAAAAAAAAAAAAACAUCAGAAAGAGCAAGAAAGAGAAGAGAGGGUGGGAGGAAGGGAAAGAUGAAGCAUGAGAGUAACGCAGGAACAAGACGAAUGGGUUACUUGUCACUAAACAACUCCCAUCAUUCCCCACAAGAGCAGAAUAGAAAAAACAGACGGGGUGAGGGAGGGAGAAAGAGAAACGGAGGGAAUAUCUACACAUUUUGCACCACUUACAAGUCCAUUUGUUUUUCUCACACCCUUCUUAUUUGAUGUAAAAACGUAGAUUGGGCUGUUCAAAAACAUAUAAAGGCUAAAGAGAUUAAUCUAAAGGGGGAUGUGAGGAAAGAAUGGCAACCAUCCCUCUCUUCCUCCCUCUAUUGGACCCUCUGUCAGCCAAUAGAGCCCUUUAAUUUAGAUGAGGAGGCCUAUAGAGACCACACACCUUGAGUUAACCAAUAGUAAUAAUCCUAAAAUGACAAUGUUGUUGAUGCUGAUGAUGAUGAUAAUGAUGAUGAUGAUGAUGAUGUUGUAAUAGAAAAAAAACAGUAACACUUUUUCUCUUUAUUAAGCAAUGAGUUUAAAAUGACAUAGAUAAAAAAUAUAUACUAUAGCAGAUAUAACGAUGUGUGUCUACUACUUUUUAAGCUAGUUUUUACUGUGUCAUUUGUUUUCUUUAAUCAGAUUUGAUUUUCUUAACUGUAACCUGCCUCAGCAAGGUGCUGAAGCUACUGGUUGGUUGACCUGUUGUGUGGUAACAGCCAAUGAGAGCCAUUAUAGUGACUACUUCCUCCUUGAUGUUGCCAGGUUGUUUAUGUCUUCCAUUCGCCCCGUCUAAUAGUGACUGUUUCAUUUCCCUGUCGGUGUGAGGAGUUGGGUUGGAAGCUUUUAUUUUAAGAUACUUGUCUAUUUCUUUUGGACUGUUUGGAACUGCAUGCCUGGUAUCAGCCCAUGUGAAUACUGACUGGAUAAUAUUUUUCUUUUAUAUUCUGGAUUUGGCUGUGUGUGUGUGUGUGUGUGCUGCUUUGUUAGCUUUGAGUGUUUAGCUAACUUGGAGGACUAAAGAAAAGAGACUAAGGCUGUGUCUCAAUUCAGGGUUGGCAUCCUUCGAAGGUGGCCUGAAUCCACCGAUCAGAAGUGAGACAGUUUUAUCUACAAAAGAUUCUUAUGAGCUGUUCCUGUUUGUUGCCAAACACUUCCUCAAUAGCUGCACCAGAGCUAGCUAACGUACUCAAAAACUGGUGAAAAUGUUUUGUUUAACAGAUAAGUUAAACUUUCUAUGCCACUUUUGUGUUUUCACAUUAGUACUAGAAGCUAUUUGAGUUGUUACUCACACUUAAUAUUUUAUUACUUGACCAUUUGAGAGUCUGUAAGCUAGUUUGAACUGGUGUGAAUAUGAUGGGCCAUUAAAUGUACAGUUUGUAAAAUUGGGAACUUUAGUGACAUCUGGUGGGAGUCAGUAGGAUUUUUAAAAAUCUGUUUUUUGGUAUCUGUGAUACUGUAGAAACAAGCAAGAUGCAAAAAUUCCAAGAUGGUAGAGUCCAUGGAGGGGACCCUCCUGAUGAAUCACAUACUUCUGUUAGUAUACUGUAUUACAGUACACUUUAAUACAGUACAUACCACUUAAUCAUAGCAGGUUGAUAUUGUCCCAAGUCACGCACCGACGUUUUGCACUUACAGGAAAUGACAUCAGUUUAACUACCAGUUUUCUUCUACCUCUUUUUCAACAGGAAGUUUUAAACAAAAGGCGAUUAUAACUGAAAGAUUAAUGUAACUUGUAAUUUAUGUUAACUUUACUGGCUAAAGAAAAUCAACUCAUUUUGCCUUAAAUGCUAUUUUCUUGAUUGAAAUCUGCUGCUGUUGCUAAUAACACGUUAGCUAGCUAGCAUAUGCUAACAUUAGCUAGUGCGCUAGCAUGCUAACAGUACAAUAUCUGCUACGUCACUAAUAUGGCAUUUAGGACGCAAAGUGCCCAUCCUUUUCAGUUUAAAUGCCCGUUGUACUCUCAAAAUAUGUAUGCGAUUUGGGAUACUCUGAAAAUAAAACCAUGUCAUAUAAAAGGGUGAUUUAACACUAAUUUAGCUAGGCCUUCCUAUCAAUGUUCUGUUUCAUUUUUAUCAAGAUUGUUCCGCUUUUGGGCUAGAUAUUACACACUGUAUCUUAAAGGAUGGAUCCCACAUUGGCUGGCAACAUAUCAGGUCUUUGAAAUGGGACAAUGGGGUCUGGCAGCAGAUCUCUGGCCCCCGCACAGACCACUGCUAUGAGACGCCCCCUGUCAGAACAUACAUAAAACAACUUGCUGGUACAACGUAUUUACAGUUAUCUAUAUUUUUAAAUAUGCCCUUCAAAAAACAAAGUCUGGCAGUCACGUGAAAUAACCACACUGCUAACAUUAAGGUCGAAGCAACAUUUCAUAAUUAAAACUGAAAAAAGUCAGAGGUCUAACCCAGUAUUAAAUUAUGUAUAGACCUGUUUUAGAAGUGGUUACAUGAACAGUGGCUUAUUUUAGCUUCAUUAGCUACGUUAGCUGUGCUAGCUAUGCUAGCUGUGUAGUUAAUAUUUCUACCAAAGCCAGUGUAGCUACUGUAGUCUUAGCAAUUUUGUGGUUGUAUAUGAAGCUAACAUAGUUUAUGUUAGCUAUGUAGCUGGGUUAACAUUAGCAAACAAAGCAUAAGCUGAUGUAGCUAAAAUAGCUUUUUCAGCUACUUUGUCUGUACUUGAGUGUUUUAAUGGAGGACAAGCUUUUUUCUUUAAGCAGACUGUUUGCUUUAUUAAAUGUUAUGUUAUCAGGUUCUGCAGGUCAGGUUUUUGACUUUUAACUUUUGAUAUCCUAACCCUUACCUUAGCCCUAACUGCAAGUUUAAUCAGAUUUUAUUUUUAACGUUUUAGCGUGUAUUUCUGUUCUGACAGAGACGGUGUCUCUCAGUUGUCUGCAAGAGUGGAAGUCUGAGAGCUGCUGCCAGACUGCUUUUACUAUAACUGUCUUCAGAUUCUUCCUCUGAAGGAUGUCGCCCCUGAAUUGGGACAUAGCAUAAGGGUGUAUGUGUGCUAUAGCUAGCUAUCUAGCUAGCACCCUACUGUUAUCAGUAGUCACACUCUAAAAAUAGUGCUUCCAAUAUUGCUGGCAGUCUGGCACUGUGUGACCGAAUAUCCACGUACACGUACUACUCAACAGGGAGCAUUACAUCACUAAAGUAGCAUGCUAGCAUGGAUAUUACAUUUCAGUGUUGGGCGUGGCCUGAAGGGAUCACUGUGUAUCAUCUGGGUUGUACGCUCUUAUACCUCCUAACAAACCCAGCUAGCAUACUUGAGUUCCAGUGCGAUGUGAGGUCGAAUGGACGCACGCUCCUCUCUAGCAACAAGCGGCUUUAUUUCACGCAACAGGGUUGAGAGAAUUGUGUUUGAAUGUGAUGAUGUUUGUGUGUGUCUGAGGGAGGAUUUAUGAGCUGAAUGAAAGCGCUUGUAUCCUGUAAGCACAAUUAAUGCAGCAAAACAGGGCCAGGGUCCGAUGAAAAGUUUAGUUUUGAGACCAAUGAAGCCCCUUGUGACUUGUUGAUGACAAUGUACCAGCCCCUUCACUGCCAAAACUCUCAAAAAAAAAGAGGAUAAAAGACAGUAAAUGUAGGACUGCUGCUCUGAAACAACCUCAAAGUCAGUUGUUGUGAGAAUGAAAACAACCAAUUUGGAAUCACAGCCAAUCCGGUUUUCUUACUGCCAUAAAAAAAGAGCUUACAAACUGGGGGGUAUUUUCCAUCUAAAUCCUGCCAUUAGCAGUGAAACAAGCUAAAUAUGCGCCUUCUAGCAUCUUUUUAAUGCGUCUCACUGAAUCUGAUUUCCUUUAUUUCAUACAUUUAAACGCAGAUAAACACAAAGCUUACCACUGCCCUACAUCAUGUAGCUAUCUGAAGUUUAAAAAAGGACUCUUUAUUAUUUGGACCUGAACUGAUUUACCUGGAGUGCUUGUGUUUGUAAGCGUGUCACGUUUGAUUUUCUUCUUCUCAUUUAAGCAGUAUCAUUUUUAGUCUGAGGGUUGCCUGUAUUGUUUGCUUUCUAGUGCUCCUCUCCUGUUAACAGAUUAGGAAGGAUAAUUUCAUCCACAUUGACAGCAAAGUCGAGUGGAGAGCCUCGGAGUGCAGUUCAGGACCCGCCUUUAAACAGCGAACAGCUUUUGUGUUCAAUAAGGCAAAUCUUAAAUCUUCAGUGAUUUGUGCUUUAAUGUGUCAAAUGAAGACGCUGCCAUAUUCAAGGAUCUGUGGUCAUUUUCUACUGAGCUGGAGAGUAGAAUGUUAAGUUAGACACAAAUAACAGGGUGUGGGAACAUCUACCAAAUCAGGAUAGCAGGCAGAGCCUAGGAAAUAAAAUAGCCAAAUAUGGAAAAAGAGCGGUACUUCUUCGAGGAGAGUUGAGCAAGGCUGUUUGAUUGUAAAUGCUCGUCUUUUGUUUGUCUCUUUAUUUUUACUUCCAUCAUACUUUUUUCUUUCCCCUCUUUGUUUUUGGGAAUUUGAUUUUAUUUUUUGGGUUUGUUUUUACCUCUGUGAAGUGUUAGUUUUACCGUCCAAAUGUGCUCACAAAGUUAGUUAACCGUGUGAUAGUUCUUGUGUAACUUUUCUAGCAUUAGAGCUGAUAAGGGAGAAUAAUAUAAUUAACAAUAAAAAAAGAUAAAAGGUAAAGAGAAUACAAUCAAAUUUACUUGUGUGGCUAAUUUCUCUGUGUAAUACAAUGGAAAUCCUAAAAAAAGCAACCUUAAAUAUUAAUAAAAGCUUAUGAAGAAUA